CUAGUCGAUUUCAAUUCAAAGAAGCAAAAUUGACAUCAAACUCGAUCAAUACACUUAAAUAAACCCCAAAUUUUUAACCCUAAUUUCUUAAAUUCCCUCCCUGAUUCAAAUCUUACUUUGCAAACUAAGGAAAAAUCCAGCCAUGGGAAACACCGAGAAGCUCCUGAACCAGAUCAUGGAGCUGAAGUUCACGUCCAAAACGCUGCAACGCCAGGCGAGGAAGUGCGAGAAGGAUGAGAAAUCCGAGAAAUUGAAGGUGAAGAAGGCGAUCGAGAAAGGUAACAUGGAUGGGGCUCGGAUCUACGCCGAGAAUGCUAUCCGCAAGCGCACUGAACAGGUGAACUACCUCCGGCUCGCCUCCCGACUCGAUGCUGUGGUUUCCAGACUCGAUACUCAGGCUAAGAUGAUCAGCAUCAACAAGUCCAUGGCUAAUAUCGUCAAGUCAUUUGAAUCUACCUUGGCCACCGUCAACUUGCAGAAAAUGUCUGAGACAAUGGAUCAAUUUGAGAAGCAGUUUGUAAAUAUGGAGGUUCAGGCAGAGUUUGUGGAGAGUGCUAUGGCUGGCUCCACUUCAUUAUCCACACAAGAAGGUGAUGUCAACAGCUUGAUGCAGCAAGUGGCUGAUGACUAUGGGUUGGAGAUUUCCGUUGGUUUGCCGCAGCCGGCUACCCAUGCCAUUCCAACGAAGACACAGGAGAAGGUUGAAGAGGAUGGUUUGUCUAGGCGGCUUGAGGAGCUCAAAGCUAGAGGUUAAAGAAAAUGUUGCAAAUAUAAUAGACAAUAAUAUUUCUGAUUCUAAUUGCAGCGUAAAGAUCAUAUUCUAUGUGUACAUUUGACUGAAUUCGAUUUCUUUUCGAAUUUUAUAUGCUGUUUGUUUUU
Molecule: messenger RNA, 879 nt
Organism: Hibiscus syriacus
Lineage: Eukaryota; Viridiplantae; Streptophyta; Magnoliopsida; Malvales; Malvaceae
Product: ESCRT-related protein CHMP1B-like
Exons: 2
Coding region: 143-754 (203 amino acids)
Biological process (GO): endosome transport via multivesicular body sorting pathway; late endosome to vacuole transport; protein transport
Cellular component (GO): multivesicular body; ESCRT III complex
Source: RefSeq, a predicted model, not a curated record